AGCCGUGCUCGCCGUCCCUCUCUAAGCCCUUUAAAAGAUGCCCUAGAAUUUCCUUCGAGGGUUUGCAGAAUCUCCGAUUCCAAUCCCUUUCUAUUGAAAGCUAGCGCUUUUGUUGGGUUUCGUUGUGGAUUUUGUUUUUUCUCAUCUGGAAGUUUGAUCUCCUUUGGAUUCUGUUUUCACUCAGUAGGGGAAAGUUGGGAUGGUGCAGUUGAUGAAAUCCGCGAAUCUAAAGCAUGAGCCUGAAAAGAAGACAGCAGCGUGUCGUGAAAAGCCGCCGGUGAAGUUGGAGAUCGAGGACUCGUUUGAAGAAGAGCAUGGACCGCUCAAUAAGCGGUCAAAGCCUUCUCAGGCUUUCACGGAGCAAUGGAGUUCUGAAAGUAACGCAUCCCCUAUCCCUCCUUCGCAAUACAACCCGCUUGAUGAGCCUAGCCCUUUGGGUUUGCGGCUGAGGAAAAGCCCAUCGCUGUUAGAUUUAAUUGAAAUGAAGCUUUCUCAAGGGAGUGGUUCUGGUACAGGAGAUUUGCAGAGUGAAAGUUUUAGUGCAAUGGCUAAAACGGAAAGUAAGGUUACCGCUGUAUCAGGUACUACCGACAAACUGAAGGCUUCAAAUUUUCCAGCUUCGCUUCUGAGGAUCGGGAAUUGGGAGUAUAAAUCACGAUACGAAGGCGAUUUAGUGGCAAAGUGUUACUUUGCUAAGCAUAAGCUUGUUUGGGAAGUUCUUGAAGGUGGUCUGAAAAGUAAAAUAGAAAUACAAUGGUCAGAUAUAAUGGCUCUGAAGGCGAAUUGUCCCGAUAAUGGACCUGGUACAUUAAAUGUUGUGUUGUCUAGACAGCCCCUUUUCUUCAGGGAAACCAACCCGCAGCCUAGAAAGCACACCUUAUGGCAGGCAACGGCAGAUUUUACCGAUGAGCAGGCUAGUAUACACAGGCAACAUUUUCUGCAAUGCCCACUAGGCUCAUUAAACAAGCAUUUUGAAAAGCUUAUCCAGUGUGACGUGCGCCUUAGCUUCUUAAGCCAACAGCCUGAGAUAGUUUUGGAUUCACCUUACUUUGAACCACGACCUUCUGUAUUUGAAGGCCCUGAAGUAUCUAAAGACCAUAGUUUUGAUCAAGUCGGUAGUGGUAGAGGACCCAUGUCUGGUUUCCUGGAUGUAGCAUCAUCGACUGCAACACAAUCUUCUGCAUUGAAGAUUGGACAAAAACAGGAUUCUGCCGGUUUGGCAUUGGAAAAUCAAUCACAAGAAGCUCCAUCCCCCAGUUCAGUGAUGGACACUCGUGCAAUUGAAGGUAAUGGAAGUUCCGAAGUUGAUUCCGCGGAUCCAAGAAACUGGGACCAGAUAAAAUUGACUGGGAUCCAUCCAUCCAUGUUGAUGAGUGAUUUAAUGAGCCAUAUUGGACAUUGUAUCUCAGAACAGAUGACUUCUGGAGCUAUGCCCACCACUGAUGAAGGUUCAGAAUACCAUGGAAUACUGGAGAACAUUGCUCAGUACCUGCUCAAUGACAAUCAGUUUACGACCGCCUCUGAUGAUAAAUCCCUCAUGUCAAGGGUCAAUUCCCUCUGCUGCCUUCUGCAGAAGGACACUGCUACAGUUCAGAAUUCCCAGGGAAAUGAGGAAAGUUGUGACGAGAGGCUCGAUGACGGAACAGUCGUUCAAGUUAAGCACAAUCCUGAGCAAAGUCAUGAUAAUAAACGUAGCUCUGAUUGGAAGGUUUCUGAACAAGACACAAGGGAUGUAUCUGGCAGCAGGCAGGUGCCAGCCAUGUCGAGGAAAGACUCAUUUGGGGACCUGCUGCAUCAUCUCCCUAGAAUUGCAUCCCUCCCAAAGUUCUUAUUUAACAUUUCAGAAGAAGAUGGUGACAGUCAAUCCCCAUAGUUCUCUUGUUAAACGUUCCAGAAAUUUCAAGAAUAAGCUAGAUUGCAAAGUCUCUCUCCCUGUCCGUCUCCCUCAUUGAAGAUUUAGAUGAUGUUUAAUAUAAAAUCUAAUAUCUCCAAAGAGGCGAUUGUCUUUUACUUGAACCUUGGUGAGUUUUGGGAUUCGGAAAUUGGGUUUGAUGAUGAAUCCUGCUCAAGUCCAGUGUAAAGAUCUUUGUAUUAGGUUUUGUAACUUCAUUGUUACAUGUCUCUUCGUCUCCUCUGAACAGCGCUCUAUGUGAUCUAUUUGUACAAUUCAAUGCUAAAAUCAAUAUAUAUUAUGUUUCUUUGGUGAUUUA
Molecule: messenger RNA, 2210 nt
Organism: Carya illinoinensis
Lineage: Eukaryota; Viridiplantae; Streptophyta; Magnoliopsida; Fagales; Juglandaceae
Exons: 6
Coding region: 200-1873 (557 amino acids)
Source: RefSeq, a predicted model, not a curated record